Molecule: messenger RNA, 1056 nt
Organism: Eremothecium sinecaudum
Lineage: Eukaryota; Fungi; Ascomycota; Saccharomycetes; Saccharomycetales; Saccharomycetaceae
Exons: 1
Coding region: 1-1056 (351 amino acids)
Biological process (GO): pantothenate biosynthetic process
Cellular component (GO): cytoplasm
Molecular function (GO): 2-dehydropantoate 2-reductase activity
Source: RefSeq, a predicted model, not a curated record
AUGUCAAAAAAUUGUUUAAUUAUAGGUGCCGGUGCUGUUGGUAUUGUCACUGCGUAUUCCUUGGCGUAUAAUAAAAGAAGUAAAGUUUCCAUUGUUGUUAGGUCUGAUUACGAUAAAAUAACCAAAGACGGUAUACUUUUAGACUCGUCCGAAUAUGGUGUUAUUGAAGGCUGGAGGCCUAAUAAGGUAUAUCGCGACACGCGGUCAGUUAAAGAGGACGGUGAGUUUUAUGACUAUGUGAUAGUUUCUAUGAAGAGCAUUCCAGAUGUAAAAUUUGAAGAAACUCUGUCCUAUGUUUUACAACCAGUCCUUGAUUCCAACAGGGAAAUUUCUCCCGAUCGUUUGACUAGCGUAAUGUUGAUUCAGAAUGGAAUUGGUAUUGAAAUGUCCGUCGCGGAUCAUUUUGACAAACAAAAAUACAACUACGUGCUUUUAUCCGGGGUCCAGAAGAUCUCCGCUACGAAGGUUGCACCAGGUCAUGUUCUCCAGCAGUCUCUUGAUAACCUAACUGUUGGUCCUUUUGAUCAGUCUGAUGCAGUGGCGAUCAAAAGUGCCCAAGAGUUUAUUGAAAUUUACAGUAAUGAGAAGUUGAAUCUAGUAAUUUUUGAUGAUGACGUAAAAGCAAGCAGAUGGAGGAAGCUCUUGUAUAAUGCUGUCAUUUCUCCUGUGUCAACUCUAGUUGCAUUAGAUGCGAUGCGGCUAUUCAAAUUUGGAGAGUACGAAAAUUCUACUGAGGAGAACAUUAUACGCCCUGCUAUGAGGGAAGUCAUUGCAGUUGCGAAAAGCGAGGGUGUCACAAUAGAAGAAAGCUUAUGCGACAGGUUUAUCGAUAGUGCUAAGACACUGACAUUUAAGCCAUCUAUGUGUGUCGAUGCGGAAAAUGGGCGCUUGAUGGAAUUAGAAGUUCUCUUGGGUAACCCAGUGAGAAUUGCCAAGAAAAACGGCGUUCCAGUGCCAAUGUUAUCUCUCUUCUACCACUUGCUAAUGCUUUUGCAGAAUAAGAUCAAAGAGUCGAAGGGCAUGAUAGCCAUUGACCAAAAUGGCAGAAUUGGAUAG